AUGAAGCCAACAUCUCGCUGUCUGCGACGGUUUGCUGCAGGGCCGCUUAUUUUGUCACAUUUUAUCUGCCGAGGUCCAGCGCUUUCUUUUUCUGCUCACGCCGCCUCAUCGCAAACUUCGGUCGAACCGCGCACAGGAGGCUCUUCCUUCGCGCGUCACGCUGCAAGAGUGACAACGCCACGGACAACUCUUUCACUGGACGUCAACCUGCGCAGAACUCUCCGAAGUCUACUCAUUGAGCGUCUGUGUAGUCCAACACAACCCCUACCAGCAAAGCGCGUGUAUGAUGAGCUGACGAACCGCUCGCGUCUCGUGGAGGAAUUCCACUUCUCGAAAACGUCGCGCCGCAUCACCCGCCAGCGACUCGCACUGCAGUUCCUGCGUCGCUACAACGUACUACUGCAUGGCCUCCUUUUUUAUUCAGAGAGCACACACACGUGGAAUACGACGACGGAGUUUCAUCGCCUCGCAAUCCUUGGAGAGUCUGUGAUACUAACUGAGGUGCGCACUCGGCUGCUUAAGCUAUUUCCUGCCAUGCCGUAUGCGGCGUAUGUGCAGAGUUUGCCUCACAUGGUCAGUGAGGAGGCGCUGGCGGCCGCGUUUGACCGGUAUGAGAUGCAAAACAUUGUCGGUGUGCGACCACCAAACCGACGCAGCGGCACGCCGCUUACUCGAAUGCAAAAGAGUCAUAUGCUGUGUGCGGUGGUAGCGGAGAUGUACUGGUUUACAGCUCGCACGAAGCCGACUGACUUGACGCACAACAACGCGCUCUUUCCCCCCUCCGACGUACUUAUCUUGCACGUGCUGUCCACCCACCUCCUCGAAAACGUGCCUGCGGAGCUUAUCUACAACGUCGUAGAGCCAAUUGUGGCGGACAUAAAGCGCGUCUGGGUGAACGAACCGAUGUCAUUGCCGUCACAGCUGCGUCUCACCCCUCGCACUGUCAGUUCCCUCUCUCUCAACGCCAUCCCUGUUGCGCCCCUGUCCAUUACCGAAGCAGAAGCUGUUAAGUUGCUGCAGAAGAAACACAAGGAUGCGCAUCGUCAACAACACACGCUUACCCGCGAGCCGGACAACAGCUGCGUCAAGUCCUUCAUGCGACCGUCGUUCAACUACCGCAUAUUUGACGGACCCCGUUAUCAGGUACUGAACUCCGAUAAUCGCGUCGCACCACUGCCCCUUGCACAGGAGCGGAGUAGCCUGCCCGCCUCAGCUGUGUGUACCGUUAGUGACGAUGCUGACAGCGCUGCACGUGCGAUGGAGCUCGCCAAGAUGGCCGAGUCGGGGUGA
Leishmania braziliensis MHOM/BR/75/M2904 is the source of this 1290-nucleotide messenger RNA. Its product is annotated as putative MP44. Gene Ontology annotation, molecular function: ribonuclease III activity. Lineage: Eukaryota; Euglenozoa; Kinetoplastea; Trypanosomatida; Trypanosomatidae. The record is from RefSeq and is a predicted model, not a curated record. The transcript has a single exon. Gene Ontology annotation, biological process: RNA processing. Bases 1 to 1290 code for a protein of 429 amino acids.